GUACUCUUGGAGCAUCCCAGGUUUGUUGAUGCCAAACCUCGGGUGAAGGACGCUUUCGGUGAUACGGCGCUGCACCGAGCUGCCAGUUUCGGCCAUGUGGAUGCGUGCGCAGCCCUUCUAGCCCAUCCGCGCUUCGGCAAGCUCAGCAGCAAAGAUGUCCAAGGCCGAACGCCGCUCGAACGCGCCCUGGCGGAGCUGCGCAGUCGCCCAGGGCAGGGACGAGGAGUCGAAGGUUCCAGCCCGAGAGAAGUGCAGAGCCAUCGGGCUGGAGCAAGCACUGCCCGCCUCCUCGCCGUGUUGCGGCAUGGGCCGACCGCGCUGGAGGCAGAGGAACCUCCAGCCUUGGACGAAGAGCAGGAGGAGGGCAGAGAUGUAGCGGCCCUUGCGGAGGAUCCGGCUAUGCCAUCGCCAGGACUUGGCUCGCAACAGGCCAAGAGGGGAAGCCCGCUGAGUGCGCUGGCGGAGCCAACACCUUCAAGGGGACCGGAGCUGAUGGCUGGCCGCCGCGCGCCUGAGUCGUUGGCGCUCGCUCCGAGUAAUCUCCACGGUACUCUGAGGCAGCCAGCUGCGACGAUGCCGGAGAUCCGUGCUGCAGAGCCUGGGCGGCUGGAAUUUCGGCCUUCUCACCGAAGCCGGGAGGAAGCAGACAAAACCGGGCAGAACUCCCUGAGGGAAGCUCCUGAGCUUCAAGGGCGGCGGGAGCUUCUGCCUCCGGAAAACAGAGGAGAGGAGGAUUCUCGGAGUUCUUUCCCUUCUGCUUCGGAGAGGCUUCACAUGGAGGCACCUUCCGGCAGCCAGGCUUCCGUUGGAAGCCUGGGCCUUAGUCCUCAGAGACACCCGCAGCAGCUGCAAGAGGAGCAAGUCCGGCUGCCAGCUCCGGCGCCACGCAUACAGCUCACGUCAGCGCAUGCUUCAAGCACGGAUCCGACGUCGGCCUUCGAAGGUGUCCCCACAGAAGCACCCACCAUCACGGGCGUUCAGACAAGCGCAGGCACAGCAUCCAAGCUUCCGAAACCGCUGCCCAUUCAUCAGAGCCCACCUCUCCCACCCUCACCUGAGCAGCCCACCAAGGCUGCAUCUCGAGAUCCCCUGCCCCUGCCCCUACCUACCCCUUCGUCUCUUGUGCCCCAAGAGCCGGAGAAGGCCCACAGUUCGGUGCCGCCCCUGUCUCGGGAGAAGGAGGUUGAAACGCAGCUGCCAGAGUUCCCCGAGGACUCCGAGCGGUUCAGGGCGAAAGCCGGCCAUGCGAGCCUGGAGAUGCCACAGCCACAGAGUCUGCAUAGGGAGGCAGCGAAAGAGGAUGCAGCCAUGGCCGCAGAAAGAAGCGACUUGCCCUCACCAUCACCAUCGCAGCCACUGCCCUCCGGAGAUGUUCCGCGUGGCCCGAGCACGGUGCCCGGGGAUACGCAGGGCGGAGCAAGAGUGGGCUCCGAAGUUGUCGGUGAGCAACGGCUACAAGAAAGCGCCGCGUCUUCCGUGCAGAGCAGGACGCUUGGCAUGGACAUCCCGGGACAUGAGGAGGUGCCAUGCGUGCCGGACGAUGCCGGCAGACAAGGCGGCAUGGCUGAGGUUGUGGACACAUCCGCCAAGUUAGUCGAAGAUGUCUCAGGUGCGGAAGGUCUGCAGAUGCCGGCGCAUCCGAAGAUGCCGUCGCCCGAGGAUUAUACCAAGCUCAGUGAGACCGACAUCGCCACUCCUCCGAGCAUUCCCCCGGCCGCACCGACGGACUCUGCCUCCGGCAGUCGUCCCGAAGCAACCGUGCACCGGCACCCAGCCGAACCGAUGCAGGCCUUGAGUCCGGAGCCCAAGCCCCAGGCGUCACCCCCAGGAGGGGAGCCCACUCCAAGCCAGACCUCCAUCCCCGACGCAGCCGGACCACCGAUCACCGCGGACGUUGUGCAUGCGAGUAUGGAGGGCCCUGGACCCAAGCCGAGCAACGUCCUGGAGAAGUCGGUAGCUCGUCCAGCGACUGCAGGAGAUGAGGCCCUUCCCAGAAGUUCAGCCGACACGGCUGCCAUGGUCCGUAUGGAGGUCGCAUCUACUGCAGCGGCGCCACCCGCGCCGGCCCUGGAUGAGAGCACACAGGAGCUCCUGCGGCAGCUCCGGCAGCAGCAGGCCGUGCUUCAGCGGCAGGUGGAGCGAUUGACGCGCGAGAGGGACCGGGAACGCUCGCCGAGGGUUCGUGCUGUCGCCGUCGCUGAGGAUCCUCAUUGGUCCGCCACGCCUCCCGAGCCGCUGCAGGCUGCCACACCUACAGGGCCUGGGGCACAACCUUCAUCAGCACCUGCGACAGAGCCUGGGCUUCCAGCUUCCAGCCCGCAGCGCAGCCGACCCCCACAGGUGGCCUUGCCUCCGAGCUCUGCAAGCCGGGUGCUGCAGAGGCGAACUCCUCUCCACGUCGCUGCCAAAAGCGGCCGCCUUGAGGUGUGCCUGGCUCUGCUGGACGAGGGGCUCGUCGAUGUGAACGCCCAGGACAUGCACGGCUUUACUUGCCUCCACUACGCCUGCACCGGAGGCCAUUUCCAGAUUUGCGCCGCCCUUUUGGCGCACCCGCCUUUCGAAGCACUAGCCACUCUGGAAGCCCUGGGCUGCAAUGCCUUGCAUUGCGCUGCCGCGGCAGGCCAUGGUGAAAUCUGUCAGCUAAUUCUGAACCAUGCCACAGAGGUGGCAAUGCAUGGAACGUUCCACAUGCUGGUGCAGCAGACCAACAUCUGGGGCCAGGUCCCCUUCGAUGUCGCCACCGGGCCGGCUCGCUACGUCUUCUUGACGAAGGGCCUGGGCCGGGGACUCUUCAAAGAG
Molecule: messenger RNA, 2799 nt
Organism: Symbiodinium sp. CCMP2456
Lineage: Eukaryota; Dinophyceae; Suessiales; Symbiodiniaceae
Source: the annotation of a GenBank genome assembly